GACAUUAAAAAACAGAAUUUAAGGCUGUUUUUUAGAGGAAGCUUUGGACAUAGGUAUGUCACAGUGGUCUUGAUUGUAAUGAAAAGCCUCUACUGCCACAAACAUUAGUGUACUGGCACAUGCCAGUAAGAAAAGUAAAUCAGCAUAACCAUGGGAUGCAGCAAGAAGAAUAUUGAGCCAGGAAAGAAAAUAUUUUUAAGAAAUGAGUUACUCAUUGACUUUCUAGUGGAUACAGAAAAAACUGCAGAAGACUCAGAGGAUAUCAUGGCAGUGUAAUAGAUUGAUAUCUUAAACUUGUGGAAAAGCCUUAAAUUCUGUUUUAACAUGUGAGAAGGACUCACAUGUUUAACAUGACUGACUUCAUGACUAGCAUUAAGGAAGUAUCACGUGUUGGGAAACUGUUUCUGCCUUGAUGAUUUUAUACACAUAAGAGAUGAAAAAUGAGGCACAUGCUUAGAUGUAUUGGGAAUGAGAUGGCACUGUGGCAUUGUCACAACGGUACACAAAUACUGAAAGUGACUUAUAGAGUAAUGGUCCCCAUCUGUUGUGACCUCUGGUGAGACCAGGAGGCCUGUGUUUUAGCAAACCCUGGGCAGUUGGAAUGAAGGGCUCCUAAGAUUCCAUGACACGGCCAGCUUUUAAUUCUGUUAUUGCAACAGCAGACGGUUACCUGGGACACUGGCCGCUAUCUCUCUCACUCUUGUCAGAGUCUGAGCUACAGGCAGCGCCUUCAGUUCUCAGCUCAGACAUUUUCAACCUUGUUUUUGCAGUUAAGGACCUUAGCUAAAGUGCUGUGAGGAGGGAUCGAGUUUUUCUCAACAUCCCUGGCCCUACCUGUGGUGCCCCAAACGUCAGCAUGAUAGCAUCUCGCAGGACGUGCUCCAGGAAGACCACAGAGGCAAACUUUCCAGAUACCAUCGAGAAUUCCUACUCCCAGGGGGAAGAGACCAAACCAAAUAUCGGAGCCAGCAAAAAUAGACUUCUUCUGAGUCAGGUGGCCUACUUCCUGAACUACCAGCUGAAGACCUACAGAGAUCGAAAAGAUCACGAUGAAGAACAGAAAUGCAGAGACAGCAAAAAUAAACUUCUUAUGAGUCAAGUGGCCUACUACCUGGGCUGCCGACUGAAGACGGAAGUCCCUGGCUAUCUGUGUUCUGCCCCAAACGUCAGCACAGCGGCAUCUGGCAAGCCUCCUUCCAGAGAAAACACAGAGGUGAACGUUGCGGAAGGCAUUGAGAAAUCCUGCUCCCAACAGGAAGAAAACAAACUGACUUUCAGAGCCAGCAGAAAUAGACUUCUUCUGAGUCAGGUGGCCUACUUCCUGAACUACCAGCUGAAGACCUACAGAGAUAGAAAAGAUCACAAUGAAGAACAGAAAUGCAGAGACAGCAAAAAUAAACUUCUUAUGAGUCAAGUGGCCUACUACCUGGGCUGCCGGCUGAAGACGGAAGUCCCUGGCUAUCUGUGUUCUGCCCCAAACGUCAACACGGUGGCAUCAGGCAAGCCUCCUUCCAGAGAAAACACAGAGGUGAACGUUGCAGAAGGCGUUGAGGUAUCCUGCUCCUGGCAGGAAGAAAACAAACCGACUUCCAGAGCCAGCAGAAAUAGACUUCUUCUGAGUCAGGUGGCCUACUUCCUGAACUACCAGCUGAAGACCUACAGAGAUCGAAAAGAUCACGAUGAAGAACAGAGAGGCAGAGACAGCAAAAAUAAACUUCUUAUGAGUCAAGUGGCCUACUACCUGGGCUGCCGGCUGAAGACGGAAGUCCCUGGCUAUCUGUGUUCUUCCCGAAACAUCAGCAAGGUGACAUCUGGCAGACCUCCAUCCAGAAGAAACACUGAGUUGAACAUUCCGGAAGGCAUUGAGAAAUCCUGGUCCCAGCAGGAAGAUAAACCGAAUAUCGGAGGCAGCAAAAAUAGACUUCUUAUGAGUCAGGUGGACUACUCCUUGAACUGUCGGCCGAAGACAUGCAAAGGACAAGAUCGUGAAAUAGAGAAAUACAGAGAAAGCAAAAAUAAAGUUCUUAUGAGGCAAGCGGCCUACUAUAUACGCUGCCGGCUGAAGAUUGAAGAAGAUCGGAGAUGUCACGAGGAGGAACGGAAAUACAGAGACAGCAAAAAUAAACUUAUGAGUCUAGACUACCCGGGCUGCAGGCUGAAGACGGAAAAAAACGACAAAGAUGAGGAUGAAGAUGUUCAUGUCGCAGAGGCUGAGAAAAUCCAGGAAUCACGUGCCCCCAGGAAUCUGCAGGAGUCUGUGGAGGAGGAAGCCCCCCAGGAGUCCUGGGAUGACGAUGAUUCGACUCUCUCAAUUCCUCCUGGCACAUUUGCCUUCAAUGAGCUUUACAGGACCAACUUGCACUCAUUAGAGGAACAGCAGGUCAACUUGGCUCAUGACAUAGACAAGAUUAAAAAGGACCAAGAAGAGGAAGAAGACCAAGGCCCACUGUGCCCCAGGCUCAGCAUGGAGCUGGUGGAAGCAGAAGAGCCUGAAGUCUUCUGGUACUCACUGGAUAUAUUGUAUUCAACAUAUACAGCUUAUCUUGAGUUUUAUUACACAUGCCAGGCUUACACAUAUGCCAUUUUUUUAUAUGCAGAAGAGCAUGUUCGCUUGACUUUGGACAUGGACAGUAGGUUUCUUACUAUGACGGUGAUAGGACUCCACCUGGUCUCCCGGAUAGGGGUCAUAUUCCCACACUAAGACAACGUGUCACACGGGACUCUGCCAGUGCAGAGUAUGAACCACGCCAUGUUCUUGCUGAAAACACUUAGCCCGAGUUUCAUAGCCUGAGGUAAUCUCCAGACGACUUCAGAAUGUAGAACAGUGAGCGGCACAGCUGACCUGUCUCCUUCAGACAGCCCAUGUCACCACAAAUCACACAACUGAAAGGAGAAGAGACGUUUUGGGUUGAAAAAGAGUAAAAGGAGAAUGUAGCUACAUUUCUUUAGUUCUUUUGAACCCAAAGUGUCUCCUCACCUUUUUGUUGUUGUCAUUGAUGAUGGGGACAUGGGCUUGUUUGUAGAGGACAGGUCAGCUGUCCGGCUCAAUGGUCUGUACCCUGAAGUUGUCUGAAAAUGUCCUCAUGCUUAAAUUCAGCCUAAGUGUUUUUCCGGGAACACUGCAGGGUCAAUGCUACCUCACCCAUCUGCAGGUAGAGAAGGUCCCGUGUGUCUGCCACCAUGAUCGUGAUACCAGGACUUUUCCACCAUUUGUCUAUCACCAUGAUUGUGACGCCAGAUCUGUACCUUUCAGAGACACCUUAUUUAUGCGGAUAUAUAUAUUUAUUUAGAGACACCUUAUUUAUACGGAUAUAUAUAUUUAUUCAGAGACACCUUAUUUAUACGGAUAUAUAUAUUUAGAGACACCUUAUUUAUACAGAUAUAUAUAUAUUUAUAUGAAAGUAAUUGGAAAAAUGGUUUUUAAAAGUAUUAAUAUCCUGUAUUCAAAUGAUCAUCCCUCAACAUUUUAUUAUUCAUUAAUCAUCCCUGGCUGUGUCAAUUAUUGUAUUUACAUCUCUACACUGGAAAUUUUUCAUUAUUACUGUAUCUUUGCUUUUGCUGGUUUCUGUUGUUGAACCAAAAAAAUUCCCUGCCUGCAUUUCAAUUUUUGCCAAAGUUAAUUUUAAUCUGUAUAAUGAAAAUAUUUUUUCUUUAAGAUAAGACUGUGAGCACAUAAGGCCACAGCAAAACAGAGCCUUUGUUUGCUAAUUUUUAAGCCUUUGUUAAUUUCUGGCUGAUGAGAGAGGUAGUUUAUUUAAUUAGCUGGUAAUAUCUAUUUAAGUGAACAGCCAGAGAAAUGUCUAUCAGACUAAGGAUGUGCAAAGCCCACACCGUUCUCUUUGAGUCUUUUAAACUAUUUCAGAAGAGAAGGGAAUAGGCAGAUUCCACAUAUGUGGACAGGAAGGAGAAUACGCUAAAAGACACAAACAACCGUUGCCCAAAACAGAAUAGAAAAUCCAUUAAAAUGCAUGAAAUAUUUUCUCAUGAAAUGUAAUCUCUCUAAACUUAGCCAUUAUAUGAAAGUCAAUUCUUAAUAUGCCACACUGCAUUGACUGUUGACGUUCAUAAGAAUUCAUUUCCAUGUUUGUUAUUUGAAAAAGCAAAAGGACUGUAAUCCUUUCUUUUCUUUGCCAUGAUCAUUUUAAGAUUGAGGAUUUUUUUCCAAAAUAAAAUUAAAGAUUUUAAAGAUUGAAAAUUGACAUUAAAAUUUAUCUUCUCAAAGCAA
Molecule: messenger RNA, 4225 nt
Organism: Callithrix jacchus (white-tufted-ear marmoset)
Lineage: Eukaryota; Metazoa; Chordata; Mammalia; Primates; Cebidae
Source: RefSeq, a predicted model, not a curated record